AUGGCUGGUGGGCAUUGGUGUGGAACGAGUACUCGGACAAGUGAUUCACUAAAACUUUUAGAGUCUGAAGGCCAACAUUUGCUUUCAUACUUGAUCGCAUAAGACACGCUAUCCAGCAUAAAACUGUGAACGAAGAACCAAUAUUGCCUGAGUCUCGAUUGGGCAUUUGUUGAUAUCGGACAGCAGAAAUUGUCGGAUUAGGUGUAGCAACUGUUUGUUUAAUUGUAAAGGAAGUAACCGAAGCAAUUAUUGCAAAUUUAUGGAAUUUAUCAGCAGAACAACACAUGCCCCGAACAAAGGAAGAUUUUGAAGGAAAAAUACUAGAUAUGGAAGAACUGUGGCAAUUCCCAUUUUGCUGGGCAGCGAUUGACGGUUGCCAUAUACCAAUUAAAUGCCCAGCUGGAGGUCUCGAGGCUUGCAAGGAAUACCAUAACUUCAAAAACUUUUAUUCUGUAGUAUUGAUGGCAAUGGUCGACUCCAACUAUAGAUUUGUGUGGGCAAGUUGUGGAUUUCCUGGCAAUUCACACGACUCGAUUAUCUUCCAGUCAACCGAACUUUGGAAUAAUAUAACAGAAAAAGGUGCAAUUCCAAACAUUGGUCAAACUGUGGGUACAACUACCAUUUACCCACUUAUUCUGGGUGAUUCUGCAUUUCCUCUACAAUCAUGGCUGAUGAAGCCUUACACGAAUGCCGUACUGACAAAUGAACAGAAAAAUUUUAACUAUCGCUUAAGUAGAGCAAGAAUGGUGACGGAGGGAGCAUAUGGGCAAAUGAAAGGAAGAUGGAGAGUUUUGAUAUGGAAGAAUGAAAGUGAAGUAGACCAAGUGAAAACAACCGCCUUAGCAUGCGUAGUUUUACACAAUAUCUGUAUUGAUAGGGGGAAACAAUGUCAAGAAAGCUUGAUCUCACUUUUGAUCCUGUAACCAACGAAAGAAGAGAUAGGGAAACAAUACGAAACCUACUUCAAAUGCGGUCCUGUAGAAAGAUUAAUAAUCAUGCUGCUGAAGCUGAGCGAAUCCAUGAUACGUUGUGUGAAAAACUAUGGAAUGAAAAAAAGAACUUGUAA
Paramuricea clavata is the source of this 1066-nucleotide messenger RNA. The record is from the annotation of a GenBank genome assembly. Lineage: Eukaryota; Metazoa; Cnidaria; Anthozoa; Malacalcyonacea; Plexauridae.